This is a messenger RNA of Vicia faba (fava bean), 495 nucleotides long. The record is from the annotation of a GenBank genome assembly. Lineage: Eukaryota; Viridiplantae; Streptophyta; Magnoliopsida; Fabales; Fabaceae.
AUGGAGGAUGGCGAGCUAUGUGAGUACCAUAAGAAGUUGGAAAGGGGUAAGUGGGAUUUUGAACUUGUAAAAAACAAGUUUGUGUCACUUGGACAUAGUUACGAGUUAAUUGUUGUGGGGAUACCCUUGAAGUUUAUCUUGAAGAGCUUGAAAAAAAUGCCUCGGGUGCUUAUGUUUGUGGUUCUUUAUAACAUCAGGAUACAUAGCCACGUGUCUUCCAUUCCAGUGGAAACUGUUUGCCUUCUGUAUUACAUCCUUGAGGGUAAAUUUGUCGAUGUUGCUCGCCGUAUUGCUAAUAAGCUGAAAAGGGUUUCCCUGAGUGGUACAAGACAUGGUGAUCAAACUUCAUGUCAAUUGACAUAUCCUAGGAUGAUUAUGGGUCUUUGUAAGAAGGCUAGGGUGCCAAUUCCUAUUGAAGGUCAUCAGGUUAUCAAAGGUUUAUGCAUUUGGUUGGAACUUGGACCAUUGAAGGGCUUAGAGAUGGUUUGCAAGUAA